This is a messenger RNA of Oryza sativa Japonica Group (Japanese rice), 1176 nucleotides long. RefSeq names its product caffeoylshikimate esterase. Gene Ontology annotation, cellular component: membrane. The record is from RefSeq and is a predicted model, not a curated record. Lineage: Eukaryota; Viridiplantae; Streptophyta; Magnoliopsida; Poales; Poaceae. Gene Ontology annotation, molecular function: lipase activity.
CAUUAUAUUGAAAAACUAUCCUUUUUAUUCAGUAACUAAUGAUCUUCGAUUGUUCUAUUAAAAAAAUAUUGGUCCUUGGCCAUUUCCUAAUCUGAGUUGCAUAAAACUACAUAUGUUCCCAUGGUCUUCCAUUGAGAGAAAAUGGCAGAUGAUGGUUUCAAAUAUCAUGAGGAAUAUGUUACAAAUAAACGAGGGAUGAAGCUCUUUGCAUGCCAAUGGAGUCCUUUAGACCAUGAACCGAAAGCUCUAAUCUUCCUAUGCCAUGGAUAUGCCAUGGAAUGCAGCAUUUCAAUGAGAGGAACAGGUGUUCGGUUGGCAAAGGCUGGAUUUACAGUGCACGGAUUGGACUAUCAGGGCCAUGGGAAGUCCGAAGGACUUCAAGGCUAUAUCAAUAGUUUUGAUGAUGUUGUUGUUGAUUGCUCGAACUACUUUGCAAGUGUUUGUGAAAGAGGAGAGUGCAAAGGAAAAAAGAAGUUCCUUCUUGGUGAGUCAAUGGGAGGCGCUAUUGUGCUGAUGCUACAUAGGAAGGAACCUACAAAUUGGGAUGGGGCUAUUUUGGUUGCCCCCAUGUGCAAGAUUGUAGAAGAUAUGAAGCCUCGUCCCAUUGUGAUAACAAUCCUAAGCAAGCUUAGCAACGUGAUACCUACAUGGAAAAUUAUUCCUACUGAAGAUGUCAUUGAUAAGGCAAUUAAAAGCGAGGAGUGGCGUCAAGAGGUAAGAAACAAUCCAUAUUGCUAUAAAGGAAGGCCUAGGUUAAAGACUGGUUAUGAACUUUUUAUGGCAAGCUUGGAUAUUGAAAGCACUCUUGACAAGGUUACACUACCAUUCAUCAUUGUCCAUGGUGGUGAUGAUGCCGUCACAGAUCCAUCAGUAAGUGAAGAACUGUAUACAUCAGCUCAGAGCAAGGACAAAACACUGAAACUGUACCCAGGGAUGUGUCACGCCCUGACAUCUGGUGAGCCCGCAAGCAACAUUGACAUUGUAUUUUUGGACAUCAUUAAGUGGCUUGAUGAGAGGGUAUCAGUUUCAUAAUAUGAGAUCAGUUAACAAUUGUAACCAUUUGGUACAUAUAUAGUCUCAGCAGAUUGAUGUAGUGUGAGGCCUCACUUAGAUGACGGAAAUUGGAUACAACUUCAUUUUCAUUAUGUCAAUUGACGCAUAAUUGUUCCAAUGUCA